Molecule: messenger RNA, 900 nt
Organism: Phytophthora nicotianae INRA-310
Lineage: Eukaryota; Oomycota; Peronosporomycetes; Peronosporales; Peronosporaceae
Exons: 2
Coding region: 1-900 (299 amino acids)
Source: RefSeq, a predicted model, not a curated record
AUGUUGUGGGUCUCUAUCAACAACUCGGUCCCCCUGCAUAAGGCUGGAGCACGUACCCCGAAGCACGUGAGUGACACAGCCAGAAGGACCAAGAGCUCGAACUCCGCUACCAGUACCAGCAACUUAGUCGGCAGCGGUUACUUCACGACCCAGAAGACCACGGCCAACGGAUCAACCACCAGCAGUACCGUGAUUCAAGAUAUGGAAACAGCGGCAGCAGCCACCGCCAGUAGAUCAAGCACACACCUUUCCAACUUCAAUGCAGGAACGGUGUUGCUGUUGAAGAAACUUUUCCUUAAUCGUGGCCAGAGCAAAAUGUACCACAGUUUAUCCGGUAAAACAGCGUUCCUGCUCGGGUCUGUUCCUCUCUUUGGCGUCGUAGCAUACCAAUCAACCCUAGUCAAGAAGACUAUUGUUCGGAGCUGGCAUUGGCGGCACUAUAUAUUCAGCAACGACAGUGAUGACGACGAGUUCCGAAAGACACUACGACUUCCACGGCCAGCAUUUUGGAAGCUGCUGGACAUUAUUGAGCUAGAUACCACCCGCAAGCGGACUAAUUGGUGCGUACCGCUAUCGCCAGCGAUUCGGCUGUGUGUUUAUCUAUACUAUGCUGGACAUGGUUGCUCGCUUCAGCAAUUAAGCGCACAGUUCGGCAUCGGGCGCAGUACUGCUUCUGGAAUUAUUAAGACUGUGAGUGAAUCGAUUGUUUCUCGGAUGGAGAAUUGGAUUUCGUUUCCUGAAACUCGUGCCGAGCUACUCGAGUUAUUAAGACAAUUUGAGCAGAACCACCACCUUCCAGGAUGUGUUGCAGCAAUCGAUGGUUUUGCCACAUUCCCAACAUUCAGCCUGCAGUCCCAAAGAGCAACAAGUUUUACAACCGCAAAGAUUUUUAUUCUUUGA